Messenger RNA from Actinia tenebrosa (Australian red waratah sea anemone), 6620 nucleotides. Its product is annotated as zinc finger SWIM domain-containing protein 8. NCBI's taxonomy places the organism in Eukaryota, Metazoa, Cnidaria, Anthozoa, Actiniaria, Actiniidae. The record is from RefSeq and is a predicted model, not a curated record. Gene Ontology annotation, molecular function: zinc ion binding. Gene Ontology annotation, cellular component: Cul2-RING ubiquitin ligase complex.
UCGGCCAGUGUUUCGGUCAAUGUUGUUGUACAAAAUGAGAUGAGUCGUCUAUCGAAACCAUGGAUUUGUGGUUUGAAUGGGAAGAAAACAACGAAGAACGCUUCUCAUUUGAAGACAGUGAUAGAUUCGAAGAGGAUUCAUUAGGUUCCUGGAUCUCGGACCCUGAAAGUAUCUCAGCAAACUGGAGGGGAUGGAAGAGGAAUUCUCAAAUCGGCUCGACGAGCAGUUAUGAAAACGAAGCUCGAGUCGAUAGCUUGAUAGAAUUGUGUGCAAAAAAGGUGGCAAAGUGUAUUCCUUUUGAGACCGUGGAGCAUACCUAUCCACAAACUUCAGAACAAAUUCAAUUGAGGAUAGCUUUUUGGUCUUUUCCUCAAGUAGAAGAUGAUAUACGGCUAUAUUCUUGUUUGGCGAAUGGCUCGCCGGAGGAGUUUUUGAAAGGAGAGCACCUCGUCAAGGCUAAAGCAGUUAGAGAUGUCCUACAAAUUGGUUUUCACCUCAGUGGGACAAUAAACCAACAACACAGCCCUAUUCAAACCAAAGGAAUGUUCAACGUAGCUGUAACCUUUGACAGAGGCCAUAUCACAUCAUGUUACUGCACAUGCUCACCAUCAGCAACAUGGUGCGCUCAUAUCAUUGCACUCUGUCUCUUUCGUAUUUACUACCCUGACCAAGUAUGUCUUAGAGCUCCUGUAUCUGAGUAUCUGUCGAGACUUUGCCGAGAUCAACUGCAGAAGUUUGCUCAAUAUUUGAUUAGUGAGCUACCACAACAGAUUCUACCAAUAGCACAAAGACUUUUAGAUGAGUUGUUGUCCUCUCAGGAGUCUACUAUUAACACCAUGUGUGGAGCACCAGACCCAACAGCUGGGCCUGCUGCUACAGACCAAAGCAGGUGGUGUUUAGAUGAAAAAGCAUUACAAGAGAGUGUCCGCAAGAUGCUUGUUAGAUUUUGUGGUCCAGGUCCACUUAAUGAUGUCAAUGCCUUUUAUAUGUCUAACACUGCACCACCAACGGCUGCUGAAUGGUCAAAUCUUCUAAGACCCCUUAAAGGUCGUGAGCCAGAAGGGAUGUGGAACCUUCUUUACAUUGUCCGGGAACUCUUCCACAGAAGUGACUCUAAUGCAGUCAGUCUUCUUUCUACUCUUACAGAGGAAUGUCUAGCUAACGAUCAAGUUGUUAUCUGGUGGUUUGAUAGCCGCAGUCAAGCAUCCAGUUCAUCAGCACAUCGUAACCAUGGUAAUGGUUACCGUAACAACACCAAUGCUGCUAGCACUGAAGCCACGAAGCAUGCCUGUGCUGGGUUUUGUGAUGAAUUGGUUGUUCUUUGGAGGUUAGCAGCUCUUAAUCCUAAACUUUCUAAUCAAGAGAGAGCAGAAUUGAAGCUAAGACUGGAAGCAUGGCACCAGAAUGCUGUAGACAAAGCCAGAGCUGGUCAUGGUGCUGGAUUUGAAGCUGCUGUCUCAUGCUUUCCUGGAUUUCUUCCUGCCAUUGAGGGCUGCUCACUUGAUUGGAGCAACGUCAACCUUUCCUCUGAUAAUGAAAAACCUAAUACUGAAAUGUCUGCUGAAGUUCAGACCGUCACACUUACUUGUGGAGGAGAACAGCUACCACUUCUAGAUGCUAAACAAACCCUUCCUACCUGUCUGUCAGUCUGUUCUGGUUCCACUUCUGAUGAACAGAAUCUAGUUUGUUCAUUAACUUGUAUUCCAGAGGAAAGAAGUGCAGAACCAGAAAUAAUGAAGAAAGACACAGAAUUCCCUGAUGUUACGCCUGUUCCUCUCCAUAAAAUCAAUGAAGAUCUAGAAGACCUCUGCACUCGUGCAGAAGCCUUGCAUGUCCACGGGUAUCCAGAUAAAGCCAGAAAACUAGCUGUGAAACUGGCUGAGACAAUCCUCAGCAGUGAGACUCAGCUUGAUAUGAAUACUGCAAAGAACAAGAAUGCCAAACCACUGUCUUUCAGUAGCACUACACUCGUCAAGGCUGCAUUUUUAUGUGGGGUGUUAGCUGAAGAUCCCCACUGCCAUCACUUAGCUUUUAGAGUUGGAAUAUUUGGUCUUGAAAUGCCUAGACAGCCAGCUAAGAGCAAAGCUUUAGAGGUGAAACUAGCCAAUCAGGAAUCCGAACUCUUUGCUCUUCUCAAGAAGCUUCCUCUAAGACAGGAAGAGAUGAUGGUGGUCAGAGAAAAGGCAAACUUGAUCUGUCAAGGCAAGCUUCAGAGAGGAGGGGCCAUUCUGCCUAUCAUGUUAGCUACCUUUAUCUUUGAAGUACUGUGUUGUCCCAACUCUCCAAAGAAGGAUGGUACGACUGUUGAUCAGGGCAAAAAACUGGAUGAGGAGAUAGGCUACAAGGCUGCAGUCUGUGCUCUAGGUAUGAAACCAAAUGUUCUAGAAACUACCUAUCCUAUUCUCUGUGAAGGUAUAAGAAGACAAAGAGGGGACCUAGCAAUUGCCUUGUUAGAUUAUUGCAAAGAUGUACCCUCUAGACUAAAAGAGGUGAAAGCGGUACUCUUAGACAAAAGCAGAUAUGAAGGCCCAAGCUUUGUGAGUGAGGCUGAAAGACACAACGAUGCAUCCCACAAUGACAGUUACAAGAAAAAGUCUGAUGAUACUAAUAGUGGCCCAAGGUAUCGAGGAGGCUUUGGUGUGCCCAGCAGACGAGGAAGUAGCAGUCAGAGUUCUUCAAAUACUAGUGACAGCGGCACAGACAACAGUAGUCGUGGAAGCUCAGGACACAGUCGGCCAAGAGGUAGAGGUGCUGGUGGAAAAUCCCAGUCGAAAGUCACGGUAACGGUGAACGAAGUGAGAAGAAAUGAAGAAAGUGGUAGCUCUAGUGGCGUUGACACUGAUUCGGCUGUCAAUCAUGGAAGUGCCUCUAGGGAGAGCAGUGCUCCUCACAUUAUUUCUGCUCAAGUUGUUGCUGUUUGUCACCCCGGCCCUCGAGGUUCUUCUAAUGCGGGUAGCUCUCGAAGGAAUCAUGCGAGUGCUGCUUGUGGAAGUAAUUCACCUGCUCAUCAUGCAUCAGGUUUUAGGAACAACUCAAAAGAAUGUGAUGUGGACAGAAAACACAAGACAUUCAGCCAAGAAGGUGCAUUGGAUACCUCAAGGACUGUCAAUCCACAGAGAACAACUGGUAGGCCUACAUCAGAUCUCGAUGGAUCAGACAUUGAAGAAGAUAUUGAUGAACCAACAAGUGAGUCAGGGGGAGUCUCUCUCCCCCCUGAUAAUAACAUCACUGCUAAGUUAGUUAGUAAAAUUACAAUUCCAGUAAGUCGAAAUCCCAGUGAAAGCCAUCCAUCAAGGGACAAUGAGUCAAGACACGCACAUUGUAGGUCAAAAGAGCAAGAUGAUGAUGGUUUCAGUGGUUCGCCGUCCAGGUCCUCUCCUAGUGAUCUAUCAUCUAGCAACACCUCGUCUUCAAGUUCAUUUGGGGUCCAGAAAAAGAGCACUGACACUUCCGGUGCGGUGGUUGAUGUGCGCUCACUUUCAACGUGUUCAAGCAAAACGAACCAAAAUGAUGGUAUAAUAGGAAAUGCAGGGAUGUUACCAACUGCUACUGUCAAGGAUUCUACUGCACUUGAAAAGGAAGCAGUCGUUUCUCAAGAUCUGACCUCAAAUACUGAAGAAGUAGCCAUCGAUCAGAAUGGAAGUCCACCUUGCGAGGUAGGAGCCUCCGCUUCUCAAGACAGCACGUCCCAAGCAUAUCCCAAGGUUGAAACAUCCGUAACAUCAUCUUCAUUGACUCAAGCAUCAUCUAAUAAGACUGAAGCCUCCGGUGUUGAGGUGGAGGCAUCGUGUUCUGUGUCCUCAGCCACAGGAAGUCCAGCUGAAGGAGCUGCUUCCUCUAACAUGGAGGCAGCAGCUGCAGUAGCCUUGCCUGCAGCAGAAUCAGCAGCAAGAGUUAGUGUCGACGACACGGAUGGAAACCAAGGACGUAACAGACGACAGGGCAGAAAGAAAAACAGAAAAAAGAAAGGUAAAAAAUCUGCUGUGAAUCAAGCCACAGAAGCAGAAGCGCACUUCAUGUUUGAACUGGCCAAAAGAGUCCUUAGUAAAGCUGGUGGUAAUAGUAGUACCUCGGUGUUUAGUCAACCUUCAACCAGUACCAACCAUGCUGGGCCACAUCGUGGAUUACAAUUAUGCGCUUUUGAAAUGGGUUUAUUUGCGCUUGGACUUCACAAUCGUACGUCGGUUAAUUGGCUAUCUCGGACGUAUUCAUCGCACGUGUCGUGGAUAUCUGGACAGGCCAUGGAAAUAGGAAGCACUGCUAUACAACUUCUUAUCGAGAGAUGGGAAAGUAAUUUAACUCCAUCUGAAGUGGCUUCUAUUGCAGACAGGGCAUCACGAUCAAAUGAUCCUGCGAUGGUACGGGCAGCUGCUGAACUAGGGCUGUCGUGUCUGCACAUGGCACAUACCUUGAACCCAGGGGAGAUUCAACGAGGUCUCCUUCAAUGUAGAGAUGAAGACACACAGCUUUUAGAUAGAGCUUGUCAAGCUGUUGAAAGUGCUGCUAGAGGUGGUGGGGUGUAUCCUGAAGUCUUGUUCGAUGUAGCUAGACACUGGCACUACUUGCAUGAACAGAGCCAGGCUGCCACCCCGAGGUCCCAUAAAGAAGGCUCCCGAAAUAGGGGACCCCAGUCUGCACGCACUCAGCAGCAGCCUGCUCCCUCGACACAACCACCAACCAUCAAUCCUUUCCAAGCUCCACUAGGAGGGCACCCAAGCUUUAACUCCCUCCCCCCUCCUCCUUAUCAAACACCGGAACAGUAUGUCCAGUUACAGAUGCAUCACCAAGUACAUCAAAUAAUGAACCAAGGGUGUUAUCCGGGGGGAGCCUCCUACAGACCUAGCAAUCAAGUCAAUUACGGAUACCCUUUUAUCUCAAGGCAGCAUCAUUCAAACCAGUAUGAUAUAUCAAGCGGUAGUGGUGGUCUCCCCCCUCCGUACCAAACAGCUAGCCCUGCAGUGUGUCAGUUUUCCAGUAGGUCAUUUAAUCAACAGCAAGGAGUUCCAGUUUCAUAUUACUUAAACAACGCGUACAGAGUCGGUAUGCUGGCUCUAGAAUCGUUGGCGCGAAGAUCCCCCGAUGACCGUCCGACUGUGAAAUACUCACGUAGCCCACCUUGUAGUGAUGAUAUUAGAUGGCUGUGUUCACUAUCAGCGAGACUCGGUACAUCUUAUCUUCACCGGUUCUGUGUCUCUGCUCUCAAUGCAGUAGUUAGUCCUUUUGUACUGCAUGACCUUGCUCUAGAGGCUGCGCGGCACCUCGCUCGGUCCAACCCAGCACAGUUGGCCAUUAAUCUGCGAUCUCCAAAUAUCAAUCCAUUGGUUCAGAAAAGUCUUUCCAUGUAUGGCCAGUGCAUCCAUCAUCACCUCAUGGUCAUGGCACAGUCUGAUCAUGAGGAUUUUGUCGAACUGUUAAGGCACGCCAGGGGUGCGUUUUGUAUGGUGCCUGGUGGAAUGAAUCAAUUUAAUGAGCUACUUCAAAGUAUUCGGCGGAUGUACCCUAAGAAGAAAGACUUGUGGCAGAAAAUCAUGACAGGACUAGCCAAGGCGUGACCGACGAUGUAUCUAGUUAUUGAAAUAUUUAGUGACUUAACGGAAGUCACUCUCGCAAGUUAAUAGAACGUUUAUGUCGUAUCGCAAAAGGAGAAGAUCUUUGGUUGAAGAAUAUUGUCGACUAGAUAAGGCAUGGACGAGAGUUGAACAUUUGGUGCAAGCAAUUAAUUAUUGCACCCCAAGAAGGUUCAUGAUUUAUCUAACGUGUAACUCGGCGACAAUAGAGGUUUUGAACUAUCACGUGACGGCAGCCAUGUUAGAUGACAGGAACAAUAUAAUCAUUUUACAUGAGAAAGAAUUUAAUUCCCAAGAGCAACGGGAUUUUAUUGUUCUGCCAUCUAACCACAGGCAGCCCAAGUUGUAUUGUGGACGUCAGCACGUCAUGGUGCAAAACCUAUAUUAACCUUUCCGAAAUGUAAAGGAAGAUUCAGUAAAGACCUGUGAUACAAAGGAUUGUGGGAAUGAAUGAGGGGACGAGAAGAAAAAGCUCCACCAUCUCGAGUCACCAAACUGCCUUUGAAUUUCGUAAAAAUAUAUCGAACGAUUUCCUUCAAAGUAAUUCAGUAAAGAUUGACCUAUACAUCUACUUCAAUAAAUCGGUUGACGGUUGGAGAUCUGAAAUCUGAAAUCCGAGCAAGUAACACGAUUCAAACUUGAAUAUUUCACGGCCGAACAACGUAGUUUUCUUUUAGAUUGGAAUAUGAGGCAUGAUCUUUGUUAGAAAUCUGAUUUUUCGUAUCUUGGCCAUAAAACAUGAUAGUCGACUCAGACACACCUCGGAGCGUCAUCGUCUUUCGAAAUAGGUGUAUCAAUUCAUUGACCAAAGUGUUCGUGUUAAAUGAUUCUUGUACGCUUUAAAGAAUUUAUUGAUGUUUAUUAUGAAGAAAAAUUUAGAAAAUGAGAUUAAUAAAUAAAGACUAUUCUUGAGAUAUUUUCUGAAGUUAUCAUUAUCUGAACAUUUGGAAGUGAUGGUACGUCGUGAAAAUAUAGCACGGAUCAAGCCGUAUUACACAGAAGUUCAUGGAUAACAUCUGAAAUGAAAAAUAAAAUGAAUGAUUGUAGCGUGAA